CCCAGUCAAGUAAGAGGCCUUCAUUCACGCCGUCGAUCGUCGUGUCGCGAAGAAAUGCAUACAGAAUGACGUUUUAAGUGUGUGUGGUGUCGUCUUAACAACGUUAUCUACCACGUUCCCGGGUUCAUACGUUCUACCCUACGUUAGGAUCCAUCAAAUUUUUCAAUUCAAAAUUGACGCGGAUGGGAAGAGCCCCCGAGUCCUGGAUAAUGGUCCAUCUAUUCAACGGCUAGAAGAAGUGAGAAUUCGUUUUGUACAUUAGAGACUCUUGUGAGGAAGCAUCAUUUUGCGAGCUCGUCCACUGUGAAUUUCAAAACGAGGUCAUUCAAAAUGGAGUUAUAUCUACGGGGAUGUUUGAUCGCGGUCGCUCUCCUGGUGCUACCUCUCCCCAGUGAUCCGGCCAGAAUUCUUGGCGUGUUCCCUUUCGAGAACUGGUCUCACACGCAAUUUUUCAUUCCGCUCAUGAAGGAACUCGCUGCCCGCGGCCAUCAAGUGACCGUCAUCAGUCACCUGAAGGCACAGAAGCCUGUCGCGAACUACACGGAGCUCAGCCUACACGGGUUGGUACCAAUACUCGGCAACGUAACGAUAAAUCGCGUGGCGGACAUAAGCGUUUUCGAGGCCAUUAUACAUGACAUCCUGGACAUAGGUGUCGAGAGCUGUCAAACUAUUCUGGAAAGUGACAUCAUGCGCCGUUUCAACCAAUCAGACGCCGCUUUCGACGCUGUCAUCGCUGAAAUUUUCAACACGGACUGCUUCGUCCCGUUCGCACACAGGUUUAAUGCGCCACUGAUCGGGGCCUCAUCCUCGGUGCCGUACCCGUGGUACUCAGACCGGCUCGGCAUGUCCAACAACCCUGCAUACGUCUCCACGCUAUUCUACCCUCUCGGCUCGGACGAUUCUCUCUGGGGGCGACUCUGUAACUCAUUCUAUCUCCUAGCUACCCAACUUAUCUACAGAGUGUACUACCAACCAGCUGCUCAGAAGAUUGCGAGCGAAUUUUUCGGGCCGUCCAUGCCACCGCUCACGGAGCUGGUUAAAAACACGAGCCUCCUCCUCCUUAACUCGCAUCCGAGCAUCACGGCAGCCCGUGCAUUGCCGCCAGGUGCCGUGCAAGUUGCAGGUCUAAAUUUGAAGGCGCCGAAAAAACUACCCCAGGAUCUGGAGGAGUUCAUCUCGGGCGCCGAGCACGGUGUCAUCUACUUCAGCCUCGGCUCCAUGCUGGACGCUGCCUCGUUCGAGCCGCAAAAGAAGCGAGCCUUGAUCGACGCCUUCGCAGCCCUACCGCAAAGGGUCCUUUGGAGGGGCGAGGACGACCCUCAAGCCCAGAAUCUGCCCCCGAACGUCAAAAUGAUGCGCUGGCUCCCACAACUUGACAUUCUCCGUCAUCCUAACACCAAGUUGUUCAUAACCCAUGGAGGUUUGUUUAGCUUGAUCGAAUCGAUCAGUGCAGCAACACCGGUAUUGGGAAUGCCACUUUUCGCUGAUCAGUUCGACAAUAUGAAGAAUGCCGAGGAAGUUGGUUUUGGACUAUUUUUACACUAUACUGAUCUCACCAAGGAGAACAUCCUCCGGCUCAUUACGAAACUGCUCAGCGAUUCUAGGUACGCUGAGACAGCAAAGGUUGUUUCUGACCGAUUCAAGGACCGACCGAUGUCCCCAAUGGACACAGCAAUCUACUGGGUAGAAUAUGUUGUCAGACAUAAAGGUGCCUCUUACUUGAAAUCACAAGCAGUCAAUUUACCUUGGUACAAGCUUUACCUUUUGGAUGUGAUUUUGUUCAUAGUCUGUUUAAUAUUGGCUACGUAUAAGACAGUCAAGCUAAUAAUUAAGUCCACUCUUUGCGUGGCAUCAUUACCUCCAAAGAAACAGAAAUUGAUGUAAAUUAGGCAUCAAAAUUCAAUAUUUCAGUGUCCUAAAUAUUAUUCCCAGCCUAAUUUAAAAAUUACUCAUUGUUAUUAAUUUAUUCAAUCAGUGACAGCUUGAACAUCAUUAGACUGCAUUCAGCAAGAAGGGACCAUACCAUGUCAAGCAACAACUCGUGAAUCGCUUUUAUCCAAAAUAUGGUUCCUAUCUAUCAAACUUGGAAUAAUGAGUAUUUCAGCUGACAGCAUUGAAAGUUUCAGACAUGGAAUAUGUACCUAACAAUUACACCAGUUUUAUUCGCAA
Molecule: messenger RNA, 2169 nt
Organism: Bemisia tabaci
Lineage: Eukaryota; Metazoa; Arthropoda; Insecta; Hemiptera; Aleyrodidae
Product: UDP-glycosyltransferase UGT5
Molecular function (GO): UDP-glycosyltransferase activity
Source: RefSeq, a predicted model, not a curated record